This is a messenger RNA of Orbicella faveolata, 1046 nucleotides long. RefSeq names its product galanin receptor 2b-like. Gene Ontology annotation, biological process: G protein-coupled receptor signaling pathway. Gene Ontology annotation, molecular function: G protein-coupled receptor activity. NCBI's taxonomy places the organism in Eukaryota, Metazoa, Cnidaria, Anthozoa, Scleractinia, Merulinidae. Gene Ontology annotation, cellular component: plasma membrane. The record is from RefSeq and is a predicted model, not a curated record.
AUUNACUUAACACUAUCAGAUAUUAUGCUUAUUAUGUGCAUUCCAGCUGAUGUUUACUUGGAAGUCGGGAAUUUCCCGUACAACAUAUUAUUUUGCAAAGUUCAACGCCCUCUGUCCACGCUGGUCUAUUUUGUCAGCAUCUUCACUAUUACAGCAAUGGCUCUUGAGCGGCAUCAAGUUAUAACUAAACCUUUUCAGCCGAAGAUGGAGCGACAACGCGCGUUUCUUGUAGUUGGAGGAAUCUGGGUACUAGCUUUGUUUUUUAUAGUUCCAUUACCUAUAGUAACAUCAGCUGGCGCCAACGAAUGCGAGGAAGAGUGGCCUAGCAUUUACAAAAACCUGUAUACGGCUAUUCUUGCAGUUUUUCAAUAUUUGCUGCCUUUAGCAAUCAUCACUGCAGCGUAUAUAUCUAUUGUUAUUUAUCUUUGGAACGAGGGAGCCUCACAACAAGCGCUUAACAUCCAGGGCGAUAUCGCCUUGAGGGCGGCAAGGAAAGAUAAUAUACAGGUCUUAAAAGCAGUUAUCAUUGUUGUCAUCUUCUUUGCAGUGUGCAUGCUCCCAAGUCAGCUCGCGUGGUUGUUGUGGGAGUUUGGUAAAGCAAAACACAAGGAUACUGCAAAACAUUUAUUGAAAUUUGCUCCUGUAACAAGCUAUCUUCAUAGCUGUGCAAACCCCUUAAUAUACGGAACUUUCAUAGCUUUUUUCCGUAAAGAAUUUAUACUACGGCUAACGAAAUGUUUUUCAUGCUGUUAUGGAUUUAUCUAUGUUUUGAGAAGAGGGACAAUCCAUCUCUACCAGGUCUCCUCGUCCCACAGAGAAGCGCGCCAGCAACAUGAUAACGGAAAGGCCAAUAAUGACAUCAUUAGUGCAAACAGUGAGACACGAAGGGGACGUGACGGGUCUUCGAUUGUGACGCGCAAGGAGAUCUUGGAUGCUAAAAUUGGAACGCAAAGAAAUUUUGGAUUUAUCAAAGAAGAAUGCGAGGAAAACGAAUCAGAGACUCACCUCUAACACAAUAGGGAGUUUACGAAGCCACGACGCCGACG